AUGCGCGACGCUCCUAAAGAAAUCCUGGAGUCAUGGCCGGCGCCAGACCAUCAGAACCCGGAGAGGCAGGGUCCAGGACUCCUCAUCAUACAGCUGAUAUUCUGUCCGCUGGGAAUCAUCUCGGUCCUGGCGAGGUUGUAUGUGAGGACGGUCAUGGUCCGACGAGCCGGGUUGGAUGACUGGCUGAUGUUCACUGCCAUGGUCAUAGGUGUCGGGGUCACGGUGACAGUGAUCCUGGCAACUGAGCUGUACGGAUGGAACAUCCACGUCUGGGAUCUGACUCCAUCGCAGGCUACUCUGGGGCGCAAGGCGUCCAUCUCCGCGCAAACGCUGUUCGUCAUUGGCUCCGGGCUCGUCAAGUCAUCUAUACUUAUUUCGUAUUUGCGGAUAGCACCACUUGACUCGUGGUUCAGACGACUGACGCAAUGCUCGAUCCCGCUGGUGGUGACGUUGAUCAUGGUGUUCUUGAUCGCGCUAUGGACACAAUGCAUACCUCCAAGCGCGUAUUGGGAUAUGCACAGCGGGGGGAAGUGUAUAAAAGAGGGGCCGCCGCUGAUAGCACAAUCCAUUAUUGCCGUCCUCGCGGACAUCCUCGUCUACGUACUUCCCUUCCCCACGCUGUACCACCUCCGCCUCCCCUUCAGCCAGCGAUUCGUCCUCUUGAUCAUCUUCUCAUGUGGCAUCAUCGUGAUCAUCGCGGGCUGCAUGCGGACCUAUUGGGUGAUACAAGUGGUGGAUGAGACAUACGACGUGACUUGGGACGGUUUCCGGAUGUGGACAUGGACGGCGAUCGAGGUGAAUCUGGGUGUCAUCUGCGGCUGCGUGCCGACUCUGCGGCCACUCUUCAAGAGAUCAAAUGGCGUUGCGGCGGAGAGGACUCGUAAGGCGAGUGCCGCAUCAGGAAUGUCUGUCGGGGUUCUGCCACAUGAAAGGGGGGUGCGAACCAGAAGAAAGAAGCUAUCCUGGCUGGAGAGUCUAGGACAAGAUGAGUGCCAAAGCUGUGGAGGGUCGAAUUCAGUACUGUGCCAGCAACAUGAAGUGGAACUGGACGAGGGAAGGGUGAGCAAAGCGGCUGGUGUGUAA
This is a messenger RNA of Clonostachys rhizophaga, 1083 nucleotides long. The record is from the annotation of a GenBank genome assembly. Lineage: Eukaryota; Fungi; Ascomycota; Sordariomycetes; Hypocreales; Bionectriaceae.